UUCCAUAUGACUCGCAGAAGCCACAGCAAAGCUUAGCGGAACGGCAGCCAAAUGGAUGGCCACAUGAUGAUCAACAACGAAAACUUUCUGGAUAGCAUCCCCUUUGACGAAUGCGUUAACUCCAUCGAUUGCGGAGGCGACUACAACUUGGACUCGGUGCCUGCCAGCGGCUGCUACAAUCAAUACCACUGCCCGUGCGAGAUGAACGCGCGCCAGAAUCUGGGCACAUCAUGUGCGGGCGCCAGUCGCAUACCCAGGGCCGCGGCAAGGCCGCGUCAAAGUCUAUCGCCACGCAUUAACUACGCAUUCCAGCCGGUGUUCCACGAGCGCACCAGCAAGGAGGAUGAUACGCUGCUCACCGAUACGCUGUGGAAGCUGGCGCGCAAGACGGGCACACUAAAUCUGACCAACAAGGGCAUGGCACGAGUGCCCGAACGUUUGUUUGACAUCAAUGAGGCCGAUGCGGACACCAAGAAACGCACUCUGGAGCAGUUGUCCAUUAACGAGGAGGACGCCUGGUGGAAUCAGGUGCCCCUCAACAACCUGGACUUGAGCUCGAAUGCCUUGACGCACAUUUCGCCCAAAAUCGAGAAUCUGUCGACGCUCACCGUACUCCAGCUGCAUGACAAUGCUCUGGUCGAGCUGCCGCCGCAGAUUAGCAAGCUGGAGAAGCUGGUGCGCCUGAAUCUUAGCCACAAUAAGCUAAAGGAAUUGCCGCCCGACCUCUACAGCUUGCCAGAGCUGCGGCAUCUGAACAUAUCGCAUAACGAGUUCGAGGAGCUCAAUCCGGACAUUAGCAAUCUGCACAUGCUGGAGUUUCUGGAUGCUGGGAACAAUAACAUAAACAGUUUGCCCGGUGGCAUUGGGUUUCUGGUGCGUCUAACGGCUCUGCUGCUGGCCAAUAAUCACAUCAAAGAGCUGCCGCCCGAUAUUGUCUAUAUGCGCUCUCUGCAAAAGCUGGACCUCAUGAAGAACGAUCUGGUCGCCCUGCCCGAGGACAUGGGUCUGCUGCGCAAGCUGCAAUUCCUCUAUGUCCAGCACAAUGACAUCAAGGAGCUGCCCAGCUUCGACGGCAACGAAAUGCUCAGCGAACUCCACGCCAGCAAUAACUAUAUCGAUCACGUGCCCAAGGAGCUAUGCGAGAAUUUGCCACACUUGAAGAUCUUGGAUUUGCGCGACAACAAGAUCACCCAGCUGCCCGAUGAGGUGUGCCUGUUGCGCAAUCUGAAUCGGCUGGACAUCACAAACAAUUCCAUCAGCGUGCUGCCCGUUACGCUGUCCACGCUGGCCCAUCUGAUCAGCCUCCAGGUGGACGGCAAUCCCAUCAAGACCAUACGACGCGACAUUCUGCAAUGCGGCACAGCUCGCAUCCUGAAAACUCUGCACGAUCGCGCCCAGGCCAAGGAGCGGACGGAUGGCGGUGCCGACGACCUGCCAUGCAGCAGUUCCGCUGCGGGUAGUCAGCUGUCCAUGCAAAAGCAGCAGCAGCAGCAACAGCUGCCUGCCAACAUGACCGACAACAGCUAUCAGCAGCCCAACUGCGCACAGUCGCCAUUCAUGCGCUGCCAUUGUAGAUGUCAAUGCCAGCAUUUUAUGCAGCAUCAGCAGCAGCACCUGCUGCAACAGCAGCCGGAGCAGCGGUAUGCCUUUUACUAUCAACAGUUUGCCGAGAAAUAUGAACAGGAACAACAACAGCAGCCUCAUCAGCCUCAUCACCAUCAGCAGCAGCAGCAGCUAGAUCAGCUUCAAUUUGGUCAAGCUAAUCAAUAUGCGCCACAGCCACAAAUGAUUUAUCGGAACAGCCAUGGGGGCCAUUAUAUGCCCGGUUACUCAGGCAUGCCCGUAUCGCAACUAGACGCAUUUAAUCCGUACAAUCGUUGUGUUGUGCAACCUCGUUGGGUAUACAAACUGCGACAUUCACGCACCUUAGCUGUGAAUUUGGAAGGCCUUACUGAUGUGCCCGCCCACGUCUUCGAGCUGGCCAGCGAGGAGAAGGUGCACGUGGUGGACUUUGCGCGCAAUCACCUAAGUACCCUGCCCAAAGGUUUGCAGCACAUGUCCGAUCUGGUAACGGAGCUGGUGCUUUCGCACAAUGUCAUUAACAACGUGCCACCUUUUAUAUCGCAAUUCACGCGCAUAACAUUUCUAAAUUUGUCCAACAAUUUGAUCAAGGACUUGCCGCAGGAGUUUGGGCUGCUCAACACGCUGCGUGAACUGAACAUUGCCAACAAUCGGUUUGAGGCACUGCCUAAUGCCUUGUACGAGCUGCAGGGUCUGGAGAUUCUGAUAGCCAGCGAUAAUCAAAUUAAGGCCCUUAAUGUGGCUGGAUUGCAGAAUUUGCCACGCCUAAGCACGCUCGAUUUGCGCAAUAAUAAUAUUGAACAUGUACCGCCUACAUUGGGAAAUUUGACAAAUAUUACUCACUUGGAGCUGGUGGGCAAUCCAUUCCGUCAGCCGCGCCAUCAGAUUCUCAUGAAGGGCACAGACUCUAUAAUGUCCUAUCUACGUGAUCGCAUACCCACUUGAGAUAACCACAGCAGCAACAGCAGCAGUAACAACCACAACAAGGGCAGCAACAACCACAACACA
Molecule: messenger RNA, 2589 nt
Organism: Drosophila navojoa
Lineage: Eukaryota; Metazoa; Arthropoda; Insecta; Diptera; Drosophilidae
Gene: f-cup
Product: leucine rich repeat containing flyers-cup
Cellular component (GO): cytoplasm
Molecular function (GO): protein binding
Source: RefSeq, a predicted model, not a curated record